AUGUUACAGCUCCAAGAUUCAAGGCCACGCUCUUCCAGAUAUGAGUGGCAAGGGGGCAAGGGGGAGAUGGACAGGAGGCUCUUGCAGAUGCAUCUAGGCCAGCAUAUGUCUAGGCAAGCAUAUGAGGGCCUAGAUCCUGUGGAGCAUGUAGGAUAUUGCAGCAGCUUCUAUCUUCGCCAUGGAUCCAUAGAUAUAUAUUCAUACCGGGCUCGGCAGGCAGUCCCAGAAUUCGGGAAUAUCAAUCAGUGCGAGGGCAACGGCCCCCUUUUGAGCAAGAAUAUCUUGUCGACAGCAGGAGCAGCACUUUGUAUCCCAUAUGGAGCACUCAAGAGUCAGCCAGCUCUCUUCUCUCGAUACUCCGUGGUGGUCCAAAGCUCCAGCCUGCCGCUACAGGCCGAGAGACUUGCGGGCAGCUUCGCAGCGGGCGCGGCGCCAAAGUCAAUGGCAGCCAGGCAAGGCACUCUUGACUGGCCAACCAGUUACUCCGGAGCAGAGGGAGGAGAAGGGCCAAGAGUGAACCACGCUGGCGACAGAAGGACAAGCCCACGAUCUGAGACAACGACGGCUGAAAAGAGCGUCUCUCCCUCGCUCUCUGGGGAUCUCCAUCGAGCUGAAGAGGCGGCUUGGAUCGCUGGAUUAUUUAUGAUGCUGACGGCUCGUCGUUUUGCGUAUGGAAAAAAGGAACAGAAAAAGAAACGAAGCGAUUCUCGCGGUUUGUUGUGUUGUUGUUGUUUUGCCACCGAGGUAUUAUCAUAUAUCAUGAUCUGGGCAGUCAACAACGACAACGACAACGACGACGACAACGACAACGACGACGACGACGACGACGACGAUGACGAAGACCUGGUUUGGAAUAAACGUCACUCCGUUAUAAGCGCCAGCCGCUGCCAGGGGACGGUGGGAGCAAGAAGAGUGGCGCCACAGAAUAACUAA
Molecule: messenger RNA, 933 nt
Organism: Trichophyton verrucosum HKI 0517
Lineage: Eukaryota; Fungi; Ascomycota; Eurotiomycetes; Onygenales; Arthrodermataceae
Exons: 3
Coding region: 1-933 (310 amino acids)
Source: RefSeq, a predicted model, not a curated record